AUGUGGUCAGUUUGGGUUGUAGUACUGCAGGCAGUGACUGCAUUACGAAUGGAUGAAUGUGAACCAACAGCCCUAGGCAUGGAAUCUGGAGCCAUUACGGAUGCCCAGAUCACUUCCAGUUCGAGUUUCGAUCGACAAAGUGUUGGACCACAGAAUUCCAGUCCGUCCGGGACAAUCCAAAACGCGUGGGCGUCGGCGAGAAGGGGGGAAAGCAGGCCGGAAGGCGUUUACAACGUUGUCGGUGCCACAGAUGUGAGCUAUUCUCUUCGGCCGAGAUGCAUCGUAUUAGCAUGGACUGCUGGAAACACAAAGGCGGCCCAAUUUCAGUGUUAUGGUGAUCCGCCCCGUCCGUUUAUUGUGAUUGCAGGGAGGGAGCCUCCUAAAUGGGAAUUAGGGAAGAGCAGCAGGUGGCUAACCGUGUGGUGA
This is a messenger RNA of Haemonchus placei, 426 nucleotides long. Lineage: Eukaryota; Metazoa; Nematoda; Chromadorea; Rhabditida; Trichostrongylidae. The record is from the annotation of a GenBank genome assembly.